Messenger RNA from Oldenlandia corymbosa var. corymbosa, 312 nucleotides. The record is from the annotation of a GenBank genome assembly. NCBI's taxonomy places the organism in Eukaryota, Viridiplantae, Streptophyta, Magnoliopsida, Gentianales, Rubiaceae.
AUGUGCUCCCACUGUAAAACGUAUGGCCAUGGAAAAGAAGAUUGUAGGAAGAAGCCAGCUGAACUGAAAACAAAAGAUUCUAAGGAGUUAGAGCCCAGGACUAAUGCUGUCACAGGAAAAGAAGUGAAUGCUAGGAAGCAAGGUGCAGGGGGAGAACCAGCAAUAAUUAGCAAACACAACACUGGAGUACAACAUUCUCAGUUUCAUGUUUUGGCAUAUGCUGAUGAUGCUGAAUCAAGUAACAGAGAGGAGGCGAAGGAAAAUGAGAUUCAGAAGGAUAUUUCAGCAGUCCCUGAUCCUGCAUAUGCAUGA